AUGAUUCCAGCUACCGAAAACAACCAAGUGCUUAUAGAAAAAGCUCGAGGUCUCCGACAUCUUAUAGAGGGUCGGUCACGGGCAAGGAAUUUAAUGACUGAGCUCAACGCCCCGCAGCAGAGCGGAGCCUCCUCCUCGCGAGAAGACGUAUUGAGGAGACUCUUUGGGCAUGCUGGGAAGGGAGUAUAUGUCGAGCCUCCUCUGUUCGUGGAUUACGGAUGCAACAUCCGCGUAGGCGACGGGUUCUAUGCAAACUUCCAUCUGACUGUCCUUGAUUGUGGACUUGUGACUAUCGGCAACAAUGUGUCAAUUGGUCCCAAUGUCAGCAUCAUCACAGGAGAGCAUGAAACGCAACUCGAAGCGCGGAGGGCACAUCCAGGGCUGGAAUUCACGAGAGAAAUAACUAUCGGCGAUGAUUGUUGGAUUGGAGCCAAUGUUAUUAUCCUGGCUGGAGUGACAAUUGGCGAAGGAAGCUCGAUUGGCGCUGGAUCUGUGGUUAAAAAAGCUAUUCCACCUUUCAGCGUUGCUGUUGGCAGCCCUGCUCGAGUCGUCAGGUCUGCAAAGGAGAGCUAG
This is a messenger RNA of Penicillium riverlandense, 573 nucleotides long. Its product is annotated as sugar O-acetyltransferase. The transcript is spliced from 3 exons. Bases 1 to 573 code for a protein of 190 amino acids. Lineage: Eukaryota; Fungi; Ascomycota; Eurotiomycetes; Eurotiales; Aspergillaceae. The record is from RefSeq and is a predicted model, not a curated record.